AUGUUGUGGGUUGUUUAUGCUCUGUGGGCGCGCCUUUUGUUCGAAGACAGACCUGCUGCCGUUCGCAACAGCCUAGGACCAUUUGAAUUGGCGACGGGGGGCGAGAUGGUGUCCAGACGGCGGAUAUUGUCGCGUUCGCGUGAUGACCUCUCUCAAGCGCUUGCGCAGGAAGAAGAAGAAGAUGUCUGGUAUCAGAAGGACAAAUUAUAUAAGGAACACAUACAAGAAGUUUUAGACAAAUGGACGCAAAUAGAUGACGAGAUAUGGGCCAAAGUAAUAGUGUUCGAGAAGAAUCGUCGGGUAGCGAAAGCUUAUGCGCGUGCGCCGGUUCUCACUAUCAACGGAUCGGAUGAUGGAUUUGAUGGAAUGAGAAUUGGACUCUGCGGAUUUGACAACCCACACCGAGAUCAGAAAACUGAAGAGCUGAAAAAACAUAUAGGACAGGGUGUCAAGAUCAAAAUGGACGACGCGGGUAACAUACUCAUCAAGCGCUAUUCAAAAAGUAGCGUGUUCGUGAAGAGUACAGCCGCUACCAGCAAUGAGGAGACGGCCAUAGGACAAGAUAUAGUUAAGCUGCCUGGAUACGCGCUGGAACAGGAGAAGAUCUUCAAGCUGUUCGACAUGAAGAAAUUCCAAUCGAACGUGAACCGGGAGCUACGCCGCUCAUAUCCAGACAGGAGACGCCUGGAAACACAAUGCUUGAGCGCUGUGUCAUUCGUCAAGGCAGACAAUGACCUGCUGGAGUGCCCCAUCUGGGUCCUGGUCAUCAACGUAGUAGCUAUGGACAUGCUCAAGUCGAAGUUGCCCCCAGUUCAAAGACCCUUGGACAUUAAGAACCGACCUCGGAUUCCGAUUCCCGACGAAGACCCCUACAGUAUCGCCAGUUCCAACGCAAACGGAUCUGGCUCAAGCGGUAGUUCUGGUGGUUACGGUCACAAUGGACACAUAGCUCAAAAUGGUCAUAUGCCUCAAAAUGGUCACAUGCCGCAAAACGGUCACAACGGCCACGGUGUCGUGGCUGCGACUAGGGAACAGCUCAUGAUGCAAAUGGGGCAGAGGAGAGGGGAUAAACCACCGAAAUUGCCACCAAGGGAGAACGGAUACGGCCCAGCUGACAUUCCUAAACCUGAUUACGACGACAUCGAUGACCGCGUCCCCACACAGUUCCCAAGAGGUAAAUCUGACAAAGGAAAGGAUAACAAGAAAUAUGAUGACCCCUACUACUGCGGUCUGCGCGCGCGCGUCCCCAACUUCGUGAAGGCGAACGGCAAACACGUGCUCCCGGCGAUGACGGAGCGGCUCACCCUAAAGGAGACCCCGGUGCCCAGCAAGCGCUACAGCGUCGCCCACGCCCAUCCGGGCCCCUUCCCGGCUCACAUACCCUUCGCCCCAAUGCCACAAGCGGCCCUAUGGCACGCACGUUCCUACGACAACGGAAUCGACGGAGACCAUUAUGACCCAUACGCGUUGUACGGUCGUCUGCCGAUGCCAGGCAGGGGAUUCCCACCACCACCAGCGCCAAACGCCCGCCAUAUGUUCAUCGAAGAUUGGGACUAA
Leptosia nina is the source of this 1557-nucleotide messenger RNA. Lineage: Eukaryota; Metazoa; Arthropoda; Insecta; Lepidoptera; Pieridae. The record is from the annotation of a GenBank genome assembly.